AUUCAAACCAUACUUCUGUUCACCUCCCGUAGUGUUGACCAGAAAAUCGCAAACGGAUUCCCAUCGCAGUGGGACCCUUCCCCAAUUCGCGUAAAAGUUUAGUCAAUUUAGUCACACAAAAUUUCACCCGAAAGCGAUGCAGUGGAAUCGCGCCACUCGCUAGCCCCCCGGACGAUAGUCGGUUCCGUGGAAAGUGCCUCGGUUAAGCAAACCGAACUUUAAAAAAUGGCAAAAAUCACCAUCCAAGAUACUCGCUACCAGCCCUGGUAUUAACACACCGAAAAGGUGCUCUUUAGAGGUUGUAAAUGAGUGAUAUGUGUUGGUGCAAAAACAGUGAAAGCAUCCAGUGUUGAGUGAAGGAAUUAUUUUGGAGAUUACAGCGACUAGUGACUACAGUUUGCGAAGAAUAUUGGAAAUUUUACGAUGAUGAAGAGAUAAGUGAUUCGUACGUUCGAUUCGAAGCUGCCAGUAGAUAGUAACUCUGCUAUCUGCUGCAGUUGAAGGCUUUUGUGAUAGUCGAUUAUCAGUAUUUUGAAGAAACAACAAAAGACAUCAUUAGCGGAAAAAAGCAAGCAGAGGAGAGGCUACAUUAGUAUCGAUUUUCCUAGGAAACGACAUCGUAAUCGCAAUCAUGUCCAAUCACAUUCACACCCAGUCCACCGAUGCAGCGUUGAUCGCUAGAAUGCACCAGAUGAGGCUGGAUGGGGAUGGCUCGGGUGCUGGACAACCCAGAAUGGCCCAUCCCCAGCAGACUGCGAUGAUGAUGGAUGGGACGUCCAGAGGGAGUCAUCAUCUGGGUCAGAUGCAGAUGGAAAGCCACUACGUCCCAGUGUCGACGGCUAUCGGGCCUGGAAACGUUGUACUUAUGAACGAUCCCCGUAUGUAUCAAGGUCAGAUGCUAGCUACGACAGCUGGUCGAAAACCGGGAGACAUUGCGCAUAUGGGCUACUACAGAGUCAGCAACAGCCCCACCCAUUCGCUAGGAGGCUCGUCCCAUCACUCGGGAGGUGGAAGUCCACACGCCAGUGGACAACUACAACAACCUCAGCAAUACUACGACCCUCGCUAUCAGGCCGUAUAUGAGAAUAUAGACUACUACCCUCCUGCUCAACCACAACAGAUAGACGCCCUCAUGUACGAGAGAAAAUUCGAGUCAAACAACGUCAAAGCUCAGCCUCAAGUCCCGGUUGGAUCCGGGAUGUCCCAUCUACCAUCCAACGGUAGUGCAGGUCGCUACGCUCAUACUCCCCAACCCCCAGAUCUUCAUGAACAACCUCCGAUCUACGAGAACCUCCAAACCGCAUCCGGUCAACAGGCUCAACCACAGGCCACCAAGGCUUCUGCGCAAAUCUACUACCACCGAAACGACGCCAGCAGUCCUCAGGUCCCUCACAACCCACAGUACCACCUCCCGGAUCUCCCCAUCUACGAAACCACCGUCGUCAACCCCAACGCAAACUCCAGGUACGUCACAGCAGCCCAAGGACCACCUCCUCCAGGACCAUACCAUCACUCACCGAGCAACAGCAACGUCUCCCUGAAGAUCGCCCAACAACCGCAGCCCGUACACUUGCCCAACGUCAAGUAUCAAGCCACCGGUGUCCCCCUGUCCGCGGCCAUCCCAAACGACUACCAGAAGUCCCCGAAGCACACCUCAGCGCCAUCACUACCACCCAAAUCCGCCGACGCCAUCAAGUACCAACAGCAGACCACGAAGACUAACUCCCCAUCACGCAGCAGCAGUUCCGUAUCUUCCGGCUCGCUCCUCAAAGCCUUCGUCGAGGACAUCAACGGGUCGGACUACGUGUGCAUGACCGGCGGUAGCAAGUACCAACACCAGCAGCAGUACUCCACAUCCAGCCAAGCCUCCUCGUACCAACAAUACACCGCCAAACCUCCCACAACGAUUGCAUCCUCUUCGGCCGGAAAUGCUACGACCCCGCCCGGCGGAACCACCGUCAACUCCAGACCUUCCCCAAACCCACCGUCAACGCAACAACCCCCUACCGGACCCGCUCCCGGAAGCAAACCCAGCAGUGCGCAGAAUUCCUUCUCCGGACCUCCACAGGGCUCCACGCAAAGCCGGGCACCGUCCGCUGUAUCGCCGACGCCAUCGCAGCUCAGCACCGGAAGCGGUUCCGGAAAGCGUCUAACGAAGAACCUGCUACCGUACAACGUGACACCGCCGCGUCCCACCGGACCCACGGAAGCGGAACGGAAAAUCGAGGAGCUCACCCGCCAGCUGGAGGAGGAGAUGGAGAAGAACGAAGAGCAGGGAGAGUAUUUCGGCAUCUGCCACACCUGCAAGGAGAAGGUAACCGGCGCGGGAGCGGCCUGCCAAGCCAUGGGCAACCUGUACCACACCAACUGUUUCAUCUGCUGUUCGUGCGGACGUGCCCUCCGGGGAAAGGCCUUCUACAACGUGCACGGCCGAGUCUACUGCGAGGAAGACUACAUGGUAAAUUACUCGGGCUUCCAACAGACGGCGGAAAAGUGUGCAAUCUGCGGUCACCUCAUCAUGGAAAUGAUCCUGCAGGCCAUGGGGAAAUCCUACCAUCCGGGGUGCUUCCGAUGCUGUGUCUGCAACGAGUGCCUGGACGGAGUUCCGUUCACCGUGGACGUGGACAAUAAGAUCUACUGUGUUAACGAUUACCACAGCAUGUUUGCGCCGAAGUGUGCCAGCUGCGGAAAAGGAAUUACCCCGGUCGAGGGAACGGAGGAAACAGUCCGAGUGGUCGCCAUGGACAAGGACUUCCACGUGGAUUGCUACAUCUGCGAGGAGUGCGGCAUGCAGCUGACGGACGAACCGGAUAAGCGGUGCUACCCGUACGAGGGCCGACUCAUGUGCCGAUCGUGUCACAUACAGAAAAUUUCCCUACAGGACAUGCAGCACGGCCGGAUUGUGGAACCAGUCUGUGCCACGUAUCAGUACAUGGCGUAAGCUGCUGUACUGUGAUAGGUCUAUACGUUUGGAUGCACGAGUUCUAUAGUCGGUCUCGAGAAACGGAUUGCCGACAAUGCAUCAGUUGAUUCCUUGGUAAAUCAUCAAAUGAAUGUCGGUAAGGAUUUUGCCGAAAGCUCGGUAAAAAGUUUACUAAUUUCAGUAAGAUUUACCGAGACACCCGGUUAAAAUUUGGAGGUGAAUUGCCGAAUUCUCAGCCGUAACAUUUCCAAAAAUCUGUUUGCCGAGUUCGACUACCCAAUUCAAGUAUGUACACUCUAAAAAUCAAUUAUACAUUUUAACCCGGCUGGCUGAAAACUUAUAAAAAAGUAACAUGGGUACGAGACAAACGGAAAUCGCAUUUAUAAACCGUAGAAUUGACGGCUACGCGUAAGUUCAAGUGUGCGGAACACUGCCAAAACCGCAGGAUAAUGAAAAUACCCUCUAGGAGCAGGUCAUCGAUCGAUAUUAUACAUUUCCAAAAGGCAGCUGCUCAUCUAACCCGCGGCAGCUGUCCCAAAAGUCAAUAAUCUUGUGCAAAUUCUUGUCCCCAUUAUUUAAUCAAGAUCGUUAUCAUCCGCUAACUCACAAUCUAAUCACCUAUUGAUUGACCUAGACGUAUGUAUAUGUUUCCAUCACGUAAUUGUGCUUAAAACUUUCUGAUACUCACCGACGACAGAUCGAUGCGACAAGUGCGACUGCAAUUGCAAUUGCAAAAACGAAACAUUCCAUUUUUAGAAACCACAAUGCAGCUAAGAAGUGGUGACAAAAAAAACUAUAUUCGCGAUAAAACCGCCACUGUUUAUCGGCAGCUUAAUCCAUUGUUGUAGUGCAUAUAUGGCGACAGGAACACGAAUUGAUAUGAUACAUGACUAUUAUAAUAUCGAGUAUUAAAUAUUAUUAUUAUUAUUGCUAUUACAUGCUUUUUGCUAGGGCGUACUUUUUUCAAUUGUAGUUAUUGAAGUAAAAAUAAAAGUAAUUGGUGAAAAUA
Molecule: messenger RNA, 3932 nt
Organism: Aedes albopictus (Asian tiger mosquito)
Lineage: Eukaryota; Metazoa; Arthropoda; Insecta; Diptera; Culicidae
Gene: jub
Product: LIM domain-containing protein jub
Exons: 7
Coding region: 632-2941 (769 amino acids)
Biological process (GO): cytoskeleton organization; negative regulation of hippo signaling; response to hypoxia
Cellular component (GO): transcription regulator complex; adherens junction; nucleus
Molecular function (GO): transcription corepressor activity
Source: RefSeq, a predicted model, not a curated record